AUGAUCCGAUUCAUCCAACUCCUAUCACCGGAAGGGCUUAUUAUAUGUUUUCUCCGAAGUCGAAUUCGAGUCAUCUCGCAACGAGGCGUCAACUACACCUUCGGCCCGUACAAGAUCCACUGUACCGAGGUCUUCCACUCGACCGUGCACUCCUUUGCCACGGUCAACCUGCGGCCUCUCCUACCGGGUCAUGUGCUUGUAUGUCCAAGGCGGGAAGUAAAAUGUUUUAUUGAUCUCACUGCUGAUGUGGUUUGUGACUUAUGGCCUACUGCCAAGGAAGUUGGUGGUUGUCUUGAGCGUCAUCAUGAAGCAUCUUCACUGACAUUUGCUAUUCAAGAUGAACCUCAGGCUGGGCAGACAGUUCCUCAUGUGCACAUUUUCAUUCUACCUAGGAAAAAGGGAGAUUUCGAGAAAAAUGAUGAGAUCCAUUAUGCCGAUGAACCUCAGGCUGGGCAGACAGUUCCUCAUGUGCACAUUUUCAUUCUACCUAGGAAAAAGGGAGAUUUCGAGAAAAAUGAUGAGAUCCAUUAUGCCAUUGAUUUGAAAGAGAAGGAACUCAAGGAGAAGCUCGACUUGGACAGAGAAAGGAGGGACAGAACACCAGAGGAAAUGGACCUAGAGGCCGAUGAGUAUCGAGCUCUAUUCUCAUAGAUAAUGUACCUACCAUGUUCAAUCUUCUACACUACAAUGCAUAUAAAACAUUGAGUCAGGCUGACUGCUGCUUUGAGCUUAAGAAUUCUCUAGUGUUUAUUCCUUUUGUGAUUCGCAUGGUUGUUUGCUGCUUUCAAUUGUCCAUGCUACUCCCUCUGCAUGAUGGAUCUCAUCUUCACCGACUUCUGAAAAAUCAAUGAAGGUAUUUCAUAUUUUUUUUGUCUA
Molecule: messenger RNA, 876 nt
Organism: Musa acuminata AAA Group (dessert banana)
Lineage: Eukaryota; Viridiplantae; Streptophyta; Magnoliopsida; Zingiberales; Musaceae
Product: bifunctional bis(5'-adenosyl)-triphosphatase/adenylylsulfatase FHIT
Exons: 6
Coding region: 1-651 (216 amino acids)
Molecular function (GO): catalytic activity
Source: RefSeq, a predicted model, not a curated record